This is a messenger RNA of Xylaria bambusicola, 1726 nucleotides long. RefSeq lists its product as uncharacterized. NCBI's taxonomy places the organism in Eukaryota, Fungi, Ascomycota, Sordariomycetes, Xylariales, Xylariaceae. The record is from RefSeq and is a predicted model, not a curated record. The transcript has 3 exons. Bases 1 to 1422 code for a protein of 473 amino acids.
AUGUUGUCAUCGUUAUUAUAUUUAAUAAACGACAUAGCUCUCGGACCUGGGAAGCGAAAAGUGAAGCAAUAUCUUGAUGCAGCAACCCGCGGUGUUUUUUAUUUCUACGCCCGCCAUCCGUUCCCCACGGCUCUCCAGGAGACGCAAGGCGCGAAGCUGGAUUUCGAAUCGUUCAAGCGUGCGGCGCUGUUGACCGUCUUUCAAGCAGAUAGCUUGCUUGGCACCCGUGAGCUCGACUGGUACUGGCGCGAGGACGCGGCGUUCUUCCAACGGGCUGGUAUCUCUCGGGUGUUCAGUAGCAUCGCGCUCCCGUCUGUUUCAUGCGGGUCACAGCAGAAUAUUGAUGUCGGCGCGUUCAAUGAUGCCAUGGAUGUCCUAGUCAUGACUGGUCCGCAGCUCAUAAACGCGGUGCCUUCGGAGGAUCAACUUGAAUCCGGAGUGCGGAGGCUAUUUGCUGAAGGUGGACGCCGAGUGAUGCGCGGUCAGAUGGUGAGGCGAAAGGAUUUGUCUACUGUAAUAGAUCCAAUGUUGCGGUUGAGAUUGCGGGAACAGACAUGGGGAUUGUAUCACCCACUUGGUGACAUUAUUGAAGAAAACUGCGAAUGUCCUGGUGAGACGAAGGCCUUGGUAGAUUUUUUGGCAGGUAACAAUAGCAGAGAAGACGUUGGUGUUCAGCAGCUUUCUAGAGUAGCAGACUUGCUGCCCAACUUUUUGUUGCGGUUCCAGCAGUUAUGGACAGUGUUAUUGCAACCUGCGGAAUCAGCUGACAUCACGAAGCUGCCUGUCCGUGGCAUCGAAUUGCCCCAUAUCACUGGCAUCAUUUCAUUCUUCGCCCCUCACAUUGAUCUUGACAAUGUCGGUCGGCAACGAAGUAACGUGCAAAAUACGCAAAUCACAUUAAAUCCACUGACUUCAGGAACUUCAGGUUCGCUUGAUGCGACAAUUUUACACCAAUCUCAAGCACUCUCAAACAGUGUGUCUGCACACGUCGUGUUGUUUACCACGGCGGUUGAUGUAGGUGUAGGUACACUAAAGACGAUAAUAGGCGGCUACUUUCCCACUGAGGGCGCCCAUGUACUCUUCCAGCUUCAGCCAAGCUUCCGCCUCUUACACUCGACAAAACGUAACGUGUCACUUGCCGAUCUGGUAAAGACUGAAAGUAAACUUAGUGAUCAGACUGUAGGAAGUGAAGAAUCAAGUUCGCUCUAUUGGAUCGGUGACCCUAUAGCGCCGGGCGCAGGUAUUCGAGUUGAUCCCAAGCAAAGAACAGCACGUCUUGCCAGAGAAACAGGAGAUUGCUAUACAGAUGUGCAAGUGUCAAGUGGGGAGGACAGCGGCGGAAUGAGCGGAGAUCUCACGAUUCAUGAUGCUAGGAUGGAUUUAUUCGUCGUCGCGGGUACGGGAAUUGAUAAAAAGAGUUAAGGGCUAUCCGGAUACUUCAAUCUAUUUGGGCGAUGACAGCAGUCCUUAUAAUAUGGAGAUUGGCUUCAAGCACAGCAUCAAAACACAGGCGGUCAGUGCUGUAAGACCUGGUUGGAGUUUUGCUAAGGCCAUAAGAGCUUCACUUGAGAUGCCAAACGGAGAUAACACUAAAUCAACCGUUCGCAUCGUUUCGCCAGCCAACUUCUGUUUGAAUUCGGUGUCCUUCUCUUAAGAUGCAACACGAUAAUGUGUUCAAGCAAAUCGAUUGCUGACCACAUAAUGCGACGAAUACGAAUUACGCGCU